Molecule: messenger RNA, 1675 nt
Organism: Bradysia coprophila
Lineage: Eukaryota; Metazoa; Arthropoda; Insecta; Diptera; Sciaridae
Molecular function (GO): RNA binding
Source: RefSeq, a predicted model, not a curated record
UUUAAGUGUCACAUCAGCGCGUUCGCCUAUCACGUGUGUAUGUUUGUUUGAAGUGUGAUCAGCAUUUUGUUUUGUGUCUCGCGUCUAUUUUACUUAACUCGUACACAACGUCAAAAAGAGUUUCAUUUCGGCGUACAAAAUGAAUGACAAAAUCUUCUGCACUGAGGAUGGAUUCGCCGUCAAAACGCUAUUACUGAAUUCGAUGCCGCGAGCCUUUCAAGCCGAUCUUCUCUUUGACUACUUUUCUGUGUUCGGCUCUGUCCAGAGUGCACGGCUUCAUGUCCGUGCCGCCGAUUCGUUUGGAUUUGUGAAAUUCGACGAUGCCAGAGCAGCCGCAAAAGCAUUCACGAUGAAACAUCAUGUGAUUGCUGGCCAUAGCGUAGAAGUGAGAAUUGCUAAGCAUUGCCAUCAAGACGAACCGGCAACGAACGACGAAUUGCGAAUCGAAUUGACCAAUGCCACCGGUACAGAGUUCAUGGAUCUGAACGAUGACUGCCUCCGCAAGAUAUGCACUCAUCUAACGAACAGCGAUUUAUGUUCGUUGGCGGAAUUGUCAGCGAUUUGCAAAAUCAAUCGGCUGGAAGCAGUCACAAACGAAACAUUUUCACGAAAAUACUCGAAGUCGGCUAUUAAAGUAGAUGCAGCCGAUGUCGAUGAGACAGAGCGAUUGUUGGUAAAUUUUGGAUCGCAGAUGUCAUACUUAUCGAUGGAUGGAAGCAAUGAAGACAGCGCAUGUUCUGCUCGUAGAUUUAGGUCGAUAAUUCAAUGUUGUAGCGGAACGUUGGAACGGCUCUAUCUUAGUAAUUACAAGAUUGGCGAAAAUGAGACGAAGACCAUGAGAGCGGUGUUCAGCAAUCUGAAAGAACUGCGGAUAUCCAAUUGUUCUUUUGAAGGUGAUGCUGCAGACUUAUUUGCCAGCUGCACAUCUUUGCAUACUUUACACGUAAACGACAACGUACCAAACAAGGAAGAGAUCUUCCAGCACACAUUUUCCAAUUUAACGAACUUCAUGUGUGGACAUUUGAGCGGCUCGAUCAAUUACAAUUUGGACAUUUUUAUUUCGCGUCACAAGUCGAUGGAACGUAUACAGCUGUUGAGCAAAGAUGAUCACUCCGAUCUACUGCCAAUAAUUGCACAGAAUUGUAGUGAGUUACGAGCAUUGGCGGUCAGCACCAAUGCGGGCAGACGGGGCAGACACAAUUCCAAAACGUAUAGGAGUCUUUCAUCACUGAAGAACUUGGAGAAACUCGUCAUUGCCAAUGAUCCAAAUGCGAUUCGAUUCAUGCAAGAGCUAAGUCAUUUACAGUCAUUGAGAGAACUUGAAUUGGUUCGCAUUUGUUGUGAUAAUGAGAUAGUAACGGCCAUGUCACAUCUGAGCCGGUUAGAAACCCUACGAAUUCUCGGUUGUGUACAGUUCUCAGAUUUAUGUUCACUAGAGCAUUUGAAGCAAUUGAAGGAAUUGUCGAUAACGUCGGAUGUAGUCGUUCAUAUUCCCCUAGUCCAUCUGGUUACCAGCCUGGCUGAUCUAGAGAUACUUGAUCUAAAUGUAAGGAAUUUCUUUAUGAUUGACACAAGACUGCGGUCCAAAAUUGUCAACGCUCGAUCAAAGUCGGGCAGUGCAAAACGUACCCUUAAAAUUGUGUGCUUUGGUAGGACGACGCACAUUCGUUUUUAG